GCUGCACAGCCACAGCUGCAUCCAUCUGGCUCAGGGCUGAUGGUGCCUUCUUAUCCCUGCCAGGGUGAUGAGGGAACUGCCCGGUGCUCUGCGAGACCCCAUCUUCUACCAUCUGGUUGAGCUGCUCAGCACCAGCUUCUACUCAUGGGAGAUGGUGGCCAUGGUCUUCCUCGUUGAGAUGCUGGAGAGAAUGGAUGUCAGCACAGAGCUGCGCCGCAUCUUGAGAAUCUUUACCACCUAUCUGCACAGGCAGAGCGUGGGCAUGCAGCAGCUGGUGCUCCGGGGCAUGCUACAUCUCAGCAAGAGGCGGGACACGGCAAGGGUAAUCCCAUUCUUCCUGCCGUGCAUCAUGGAUCGUCUGCAGGACGCAGACAGCGACGUCCGCGCCGUGUCCCUGCAGAUCCUUAGCAGCCUUCUGCAGAUCCUGGAUGGAUUUAAGCCCAGCUUCAUGGCUCUGGAGCUGGCCGGCAAGCUGCCAACGCUCUUAUGUGAUGAGUCCAGCACGGUGCGGCAGCUCUCCAUAGACCUCUUCUUCAAGAUGCUGAGCUUUGCGAAGGGCCACGAAAAGAAGACAAUGCAGCAGGAGGUGUACAGGAGCCUGGUCCUGCUGUAUUUGCACCUGCACGAUGAGGAAGAGAGUGUGAUCGAGGCCUCCCGGAAUGCCUUCCUCGCUGCCGCACGGUUCCUGCGCUGGAGGCGGCUGGAGCACCUGGUGCAGACGGCGCAGUUCUGGCAGAUCGGCGAGUGCCUGCUGGCCAAGAGGAAGAAGCGUGCAGCUCAGGACUACCUGAGCCAGAGUCUGCUCUACCUACGGAGCCCCCAGGAAGCCCUGCGGCGGGAGGCCGUGAGGUUCAUCGGGCUCUUAGGGCAGCACCUGACAGAUCAGCAGCAGGCUGAGAGACAGGACAUCUACGAUGGCCUUCAGGGAGCACAGCAAGACCCCAGUCCGUUUGUCUCCUCGCUGGCCCUUCAGACUCUGAAGAUCCUGAAGGAAAUAAGGCCACGUCCAGCACAUGGUCACUUUGGGCAGCUCGUCUCCAGGCUCCGCAGCACGUGGAGGAGGUGGCACUCCGACCAGGCGGACAGCUGAGCUCCCGGCAUCUCCUCCUGCCCGCUGCUCAGCUCUUCUGCUCCUCAGGCACAUCCCUUCCCUUUGCCAUGCCCGCCCUUUUGGGCACUCUCUCUUUCAUUUAUUUGGUUUCUUAGCUUCAAUCCCCAUUAACUUGUAUUUCUUCUAUUUUAAUUAAUAAAUUAAA
Phasianus colchicus (ring-necked pheasant) is the source of this 1256-nucleotide messenger RNA. Lineage: Eukaryota; Metazoa; Chordata; Aves; Galliformes; Phasianidae. The record is from RefSeq and is a predicted model, not a curated record.